UGGAUCUACCGGACGGCCGAGGGUGCGUGGCUAUCCCCGCAACAGAGCGAUUUGGUAAACAGGCACCGCCUUCUCUAGCCAUGGAUUGUUACAGAACUUCACCAAGCAAUUCCUGGAUUUAUCCUACUGUAAUCCUCUGCUUGUUUGGGUUUUUCUCCACAAUGAGACCCUCAGAACCAUUCCUUGUCCCAUAUUUAUCUGGACCAAAUAAAAACCUGUCCAGCACGGAGAUCACAAAUGAGAUCCUUCCCGUUUGGACCUAUUCUUACCUUGUGCUGCUGCUCCCAGUGUUCAUCCUCACUGAUUACGUUCGCUACAAGCCAGUCCUCAUCUUACAAGGGAUUAGCUUCAUCAUUACCUGGCUGCUGCUGUUGUUUGGCCAAGGAGUGAAAGCCAUGCAGGCUGUGGAGUUCUUCUUCGGGAUCGUCACCGCCACCGAGGUGGCCUACUAUGCCUACAUUUACAGCGUGGUCAGCCCCGAGCACUACCAGAGAGUGAGUGGCUACUGUCGGAGCAUCACACUGGUGGCCUACACGGCGGGCUCCGUGCUGGCCCAACUCCUUGUGUCCCUGGCCAAGCUGUCGUACUUUUACCUCAACGUCAUAACCAUGGUCUCUGUCUCCAUGGCCUGCCUUUUCUCAUUUUUUCUGCCGAUGCCCCAGAAAAGCAUGUUUUUUCAUGCAAAACGUAGCAAAGAAGUAAAGAAGUCACUAAGCAUGAGCACAGUGUUAGAGGAACCUUAUGAAAGAGAAGCACCAGGCUGUGAAGAGGAGAAACCCACUUCGGAAAAACCCUCUGCUUCAGGGAACUUGAAUGAUGGCCAGCUGAGCAGCCCAAAACUGGAAAACAUGACUUUGAAAGUGUUUGCACAGUGGUUCCAAGAUUUGAAGGAGUGCUACCGUUCAAAGCAUCUUUUUUACUGGUCCCUGUGGUGGGCUUUUUCUACAGCAGGUUUUCACCAGGUUUUGAACUAUGUUCAAAUCCUGUGGGAUUAUAAGGCACCAUCUCAAGAUUCUUCCAUCUAUAAUGGGGCAGUAGAAGCUAUUGCAACAUUUGGAGGGGCUGUGGCUGCCUUUGCUGUGGGUUAUGUGAAAGUCAACUGGGAUCUUCUGGGAGAACUGGCUCUGGGCAUCUUCUCAGUUGUCAGUGCAGGCUCUCUGUUACUCAUGCAUUACAUGACCAACAUCUGGGCGUGCUAUGCUGGCUACUUGAUAUUCAAGUCCAACUACAUGCUGCUUAUAACCAUAGCAGUAUUUCAGAUUGCAGUUAACCUGAGUGUAGAACGCUAUGCCUUGGUGUUUGGAAUCAACACGUUCAUCGCCUUGGUGAUUCAGACCAUCAUGACUGUGAUUGUAGUAGAUCAGAGAGGUCUUAACCUGCCAAUCAGCAUUCAGUUUUUAGUCUAUGGGAGUUAUUUUGCAGUCAUUGCUGGAAUUUUUUUAAUGAGAAGCAUAUACAUUAUCUAUUCAGCCAAAUACCGAAAGGAAGUACAAAUCCCUGCUCCAAGUCAGAAUCCAGAUGUCCCACACCCAGAGGAACCAAGUAUUGUCAUCAUGUGUACAAAGCUCUAACCUCUUGGCAUCAACUGCUGUGGUGGCUUCCUAAGUCAUUCCAUGAAAACACAGGAUUUUGAAAUGGAUGGCAUAUGUUUUGCCAUAAAUUGACCUGCUUACAAGUCCGGAUUCCAAUGAACCUUUCAAAAUCACAA
Carlito syrichta (Philippine tarsier) is the source of this 1708-nucleotide messenger RNA. It is a transcript of the gene SLC19A3, whose product is annotated as solute carrier family 19 member 3. Bases 81 to 1571 code for a protein of 496 amino acids. Gene Ontology annotation, cellular component: plasma membrane. Gene Ontology annotation, molecular function: thiamine transmembrane transporter activity. The record is from RefSeq and is a predicted model, not a curated record. Lineage: Eukaryota; Metazoa; Chordata; Mammalia; Primates; Tarsiidae. Gene Ontology annotation, biological process: vitamin transport; transmembrane transport. The transcript has 6 exons.